Phragmites australis (common reed) is the source of this 1965-nucleotide messenger RNA. Its product is annotated as cyclin-A1-1-like. The record is from RefSeq and is a predicted model, not a curated record. Gene Ontology annotation, cellular component: cytoplasm; cyclin-dependent protein kinase holoenzyme complex; nucleus. NCBI's taxonomy places the organism in Eukaryota, Viridiplantae, Streptophyta, Magnoliopsida, Poales, Poaceae. Gene Ontology annotation, molecular function: cyclin-dependent protein serine/threonine kinase regulator activity. Gene Ontology annotation, biological process: regulation of cyclin-dependent protein serine/threonine kinase activity; mitotic cell cycle phase transition. Bases 62 to 1603 code for a protein of 513 amino acids. The transcript has 11 exons.
GAGCCUCCAUCCAUUCCGUUCGUCCUCCCCUCCUUCCCAGGCCCAAUCAAUCCCCUCGCCGAUGUCGAGCAACGCCACCUCCCGCCGCUCGGCGGCGGCGGCGGCGGCCACCGCGACGGCCAAACGCUCUGCGGUGGCUGCGGAGAGCGCCGGCCGGGGAGCCAAGGCGGCCACCGCGGCGCAGGCCAAGAAGCGCGCCGCGCUCGGCAACAUCACCAACGCCGUUGUCGACGGCGCGGGAUGGAGGAGGGUCGGCGGCUCCGGGAAGGUCGCGAUGGACCCGGCGCGCACUGGGAAAUUGAAUUCAGCUACCUCAGCUGCACCACUCAAGAAGGGCUCUUUGGCAAGUGCUCGCAGGGGAUCCGAUCGGUGUUCUGCAGUGAAAUCGGCUUCUACCAAGCCAACUCCAGCCGUAUCUCGCAAUGACGGCACGGUGCAAAAGCACAAUGUUCCUCCUCCUAAGGUGCCCACUGUUGCGCAUGCGCCAAAUGUCGCACCUGCCACUGCACCCUGCAGCAGCAUUGUGUCUUCCCGAUACUCAGGAGACUCAGUUUCCAUCGAUGAGACGAUGUCUACCUGCGACUCUAUGAAAAGCCCAGACUUUGAGUACAUUGAUUAUGGGGACUCGUCAAUGCUCGCUUCAUUGGAGCGACGGGGAAAUGAACACCUACAUAUCUCGGAGGACAGAGGUGUUGAAGAAACUAAGUGGAAGAAGGAUGCCCCUGCUGCAAUUGAAAUCGACCGCACUUGUGAUGCUGAAAAUAAAGAUGAGGAUCCGCAGUUGUGUCCGACUCCUGCUUCUGACAUCUACAUGCUCUUGCGUGAGGCUGAGACCAAGAAAAGGCCAUCAGCUGAUUUUAUGGAAACGAUCCAAAUGGAUGUAACUUCAAGCAUGAGAGCUAUUUUGAUAGACUGGCUUGUGGAAGUUGCUGAAGAAUAUCGUCUUGUUCCUGAUACUUUAUACCUGGCAGUUAACUACAUUGACCGUCAUCUUUCUGGCAACCAAAUCAACCGCCAAAGGCUGCAGUUACUUGGCGUUGCUUGCAUGCUUAUAGCUGCAAAAUACGAAGAGAUAUGUGCACCCCACGUAGAAGAAUUCUGCUACAUAACUGACAACACAUACUUCAGAGAUGAGGUUUUAGAAAUGGAAGCUUCUGUCCUGAAUUACCUGAACUUUGAAAUGGCUGCACCUACAGCAAAAUGCUUUUUGAGGAGAUUUGUUCGUGCUGCACAAGUAUGUGAUGAGGAUCCAGCUUUGCAUCUGGAGUCCCUAGCCAAUUAUGUAGCGGAGCUCUCACUGCUGGAGUACAAUCUACUUUCUUACGCUCCUUCACUAAUAGCUGCCUCAGCUAUCUUCUUGGCGAAAUUUAUACUCCAGCCGACAAAGUAUCCUUGGAAUUCGACCCUUGCCGAGUACACACAAUACAAGCCCUCAGAGUUAUGCGACUGCGUAAAGGCACUGCACCGCCUUUUCAGUGUUGGUCCUGUGGGUAACCUUCCUGCAAUCAGAGAAAAGUACAGUCAACAUAAGUACAAAUUUGUUGCAAAAAAGCACUGUCCAGCAUCAAUUCCUUCUGAGUUCUUCCGAGAUGCAACGUGCUAGAGGAGUUGCAGUUGCUUACUGAAUUCUUCCUCUCAUGACUCAAAUGCCAGGUUGUUCAGUGCUUGUGAUAUGUUAUGACAGCGGUGUGCUCUUUUUUCUUACUGAGAGAAUGUACAGACCCAUGUAUUUUUCAGGUGCAUGUAAAUCGGAGUCCUGCUGCAAAGUGCAAAGCACAUCUCGUUUGUAUGCCAUAAGACAGGACUGCUAGUCUGAUACCUUCAUAAGAGCACCACAUUUUAACAGUGCUCAUUCCGACCAUGUCUUUACUUUCUGCCUCUUGUCCUUGAGCUCAGCUAACUGAUGCAAUGUUGGAGUUACAUUAUCCCAUCUAACAAAGAUAUGGAAAGGCUCCGUUUACCAAA